AUGGCGAUGGGUGCCGACAAAGGAAAACCGGCCGAUUUGGCCACUAAGUGGGGAAAAGGUCCCUGCUUAUCUCCUAGUGGCUUAUGGUUUAGAGGACCAGCUUUCUUGUGUUUGCCGGAAGACAAAUGGCCCAAUGAAGUGAAGCCGUCAAAACAGACGACGGAGGAAGAGUUGCGGUCAUGUCUCGUGCAUACGGAGACGACUGUGGAUUUGGUGAUCGACUGGGCGCGCUUCUCCAAUUGGACACGUUUACUACGUUCUGUGGCAUUUGCUCUCCGAUUUUCCCAAAAUCUACGGAAAAAGGUGAAGAAGCAGGCGACGACGGCUGGACCGUUGACACAGCAAGAGCUGGUGCUAGCGGAGCUGGUUAUAUUCCGCAUGGUGCAAAGCGAGCAAUAUUCCGACGAAGUAGCCGUCUUACACAAGGAGCGAAAUCAGCAGAUGAUGCCGAGUUCAGCAAGUUUGGAGCGUACGAGUAAGAUCCGAAAUUUGACGCCGUACAUAGACGACGACGGAGUGCUUCGGUCGGAAUCCAGAAUCUCCGCUGCGACGUUCGUGUCACAUGAUACCAGAUUUCCGAUAAUCCUUCCGAAGGAACACUUAGUGACCCGACUGCUACUACAAUGGUAUCAUCGGAGAUUCCUACACGCAAACGGGGAGACGGUAGUGAAUGAAGUGAGACAACGCUUCCAUGUGCCGGCCCUCCGUGCUCAGGUGCGCAAGGCGGCAAAAUCUUGUCAUGAGUGCAAAGUGAAGAAGGCGGUUCCAGAAGUUCCCCGAAUGGCUCCACUUCCUGCGGCGAGACUAAAACCGUACGAGCGUCCAUUUUCUUACGUGGGCCUCGACUACUUCGGACCGAUCGCAGUUCGGGUAAACAGGAGCACGGUGAAGAGAUGGAUAGCAUUGUUUACUUGCCUUACCACGCGUGCCGUUCAUCUGGAGAUAGCCCAUUCGCUUUCUACCGAGUCUUGCAAGCAAGCUGUGCGACGGUUUAUCGGUCGCAGGGGCUCGCCAGUAGAGAUCCGCAGCGAUAGAGGAACGAACUUUGUGGGGGCGAAUAAUGAACUGCGUAAGGAGAUGUCCGCGAUGAACGGGCGGCUUGCCGAAACGUUUACGAACACGACUACACGCUGGGUGUUCAAUCCGCCGGCUGCGCCACACAUGGGUGGUUCUUGGGAACGAUUGGUUAGGUCUGUUAAAACGGCGAUGGCAGCAAUCAAAACUAGUGAAAUCCCGAAGGAAGAGGCGUUAGCUACAUUUGCCGUAGAGGCCGAGAGCGUUGUUAAUUCCAGGCCACUGACGUUUAUUCCUUUGGAAAGCGAACAGCAGGAGGCCCUUACGCCGAACCAUUUUAUCCUGUUGAGUUCUACUGGAGUGGUGCAACCACCGAAGAUGCCGGAAGAUCCAAGGAUGGUCAGCAGAGCAGACUGGCAACUCUGCCGGUCCAUGGUAGACCAGUUUUGGAGAAGAUGGAUACGGAAGUACCUGCCGACUAUUGCACGGCGGACCAAGUGGUUUGAAGAAGUGAAGCCGAUAGGAGUAGGGGAUUUAGUGAUCUGGAGGUCAGCGAAGGACGUGAUGGAAGAGUACGUGACGCUGUAG
Messenger RNA from Armigeres subalbatus, 1602 nucleotides. RefSeq lists its product as uncharacterized. Gene Ontology annotation, biological process: DNA integration. The transcript has 2 exons. The record is from RefSeq and is a predicted model, not a curated record. Gene Ontology annotation, molecular function: nucleic acid binding. Bases 1 to 1602 code for a protein of 533 amino acids. NCBI's taxonomy places the organism in Eukaryota, Metazoa, Arthropoda, Insecta, Diptera, Culicidae.